This is a messenger RNA of Bombina bombina (fire-bellied toad), 8282 nucleotides long. RefSeq names its product torsin-1A-interacting protein 2. The coding region runs from base 484 to 3066 and encodes 860 amino acids. NCBI's taxonomy places the organism in Eukaryota, Metazoa, Chordata, Amphibia, Anura, Bombinatoridae. Gene Ontology annotation, biological process: membrane organization. Gene Ontology annotation, molecular function: ATPase activator activity. Gene Ontology annotation, cellular component: membrane. The transcript is spliced from 3 exons. The record is from RefSeq and is a predicted model, not a curated record.
UAGCUCCGUGCUGCUUGCUAAAGGUCAGGCACCUCCCUAUUGACACAAGUUUUUCUUACACCUCAGUUUCAUUUCUGCUUCUUGGAACUGCAGUUUGACACAAGUGAAAUAACAGAAGAAAUUGCUUUGUGAAAAGAAGAUCUUGCUACAAGACCCAUGUACCAACACUAGAGUGUGCACCUCAUUGGAAUUAAUAGUUGUGCAUGUCAUCAGUACGCAGAUAUGCUUCUGUAUACGUGAAGGACAGUGGUGUGUACAAAAACUAAUGCAUUAACAACACGAGUUACAAAAGAAUCUUAAGAUAAAACCUUAAAACAACAUAAAUACGACUGUGCAAAGUCUACACCAACUUUAAGAAUUUACAGAGAAUCUUAAUAACUCCUUAUAACAGACACAUCAAGGGUCACCUGGAAGUUUUUUUUUAAUAAAAUAAUUACUGUAUUAUCUAAACAUAAAAAGAGCUGCAGGUGAUAUUUGUAUAAAAUGGAUGAACAACUUGAGAGAGAUAAAGAAGCAGGUAAUAAACUCAUGAGAGACAAUGAGAAGCUAAGUAAUCCUUUUCUGGAAAAUAAAACUGAGGAACAUCAACAAAUAUCAGAUGAACAACAUGAGAGAGACAAAGAAGAAGCAGAUAAUAAGCUUUGUCCAGUAAAUAACCCUGAUGAACAUCAACAAGUAGCAGAUAAACAACAUGAGAGAGACAAAGAGGAAGCAGGUAAUAAGCCUUGUCCAGGACAUAAGCCUGAGAAACAUCAACAAGUAGCAGAUAAACAACAUGAGAGAGACAAAGAAGAAGCAGGUAGUAAGCCCUGUCUAGGAAAUAACCCUGAGGAACAUCAACAAGUAUCAGAUAAACAACAUGAGAGAGACAAAGAGGAAGCAAGUUUUAAGCCUUUUCCAGGAAAUAACUCUGAGGAACAUCAACAAGUAGCAGAUGAACAACAUGAGAGAGACGAAGAGGAAGCAGUUAGUAAGCCUUGUCCAGGAAAUAACCCUGAGGAACAUCAACAAGUAGCAGAUGAACAACAUGAGAGAGACAAAGAGGAAGUCGGUAAUAAGCCUUGUCCAGAAAAUAAACCUGAGGAACAUCAACAAGUAGAAGAUGAACAACAUGAGAGAGACAAAGAGGAAGUCAGUAAUAAGCCUUGUCCAGAAAAUAAACCUGAGGAACAUCAACAAGUAGCAGAUGAACAACACAGGAGAGACAAAGAGGAAGUCGGUAAUAAGCCUUGUCCAGAAAAUAAACCCGAGGAACAUCAACAAGUAGAAGAUGAACAACAUGAGAGAGACAAAGAGGAAGUCGGUAAUAAGCCUUGUCCAGAAAAUAAACCUGAGGAACAUCAACAAGUAGAAGAUGAACAACAUGAGAGAGACAAAGAGGAAGUCAGUAAUAAGCCUUGUCCAGAAAAUAAACCUGAGGAACAUCAACAAGUAGCAGAUGAACAACACAGGAGAGACAAAGAGGAAGUCGGUAAUAAGCCUUGUCCAGAAAAUAAACCCGAGGAACAUCAACAAGCAGAAGAUGAACAACAUGAGAGAGACAAAGAGGAAGUCGGUAAUAAGCCUUGUCCAGAAAAUAAACCUGAGGAACAUCAACAAGUAGAAGAUGAACAACAUGAGAGAGACAAAGAGGAAGUCAGUAAUAAGCCUUGUCCAGAAAAUAAACCUGAGGAACAUCAACAAGUAGCAGAUGAACAACAAGAGAGAGACAAAGAGGAAGCAGGUAAUAAGCCAGGGAGAGACCAUGCUAAGUUGCCAAGUAUAGUUGUUCAGAUAAAUAAACAUGAUGAAAAACAUGAGAGAGACAAAGAAGCAGGUAAUCAGUCUGUAAGACACAAUGAUGUGCUGCAAAGUAAGUCUUGUCUGGGAAAUAAACCUGAGGAACAUCAACAAAUUGCUGAUGAACAACAUAAGGGAGACAAAGAAGUAGAUAUUCAGCCUGUGAGAGACCAUAAUGAACUGCCAAGUACGAUUGUUCAGAGAAUUAAACCCAAGAUACACCAACAAAUAGCGGAUGAACAACAUGAAAGAGACAAAGAAGAAGGAAGUAUUCAGCCCGGGAGAGACCAUGCUGAGCAAAUAUCGGAUGAACAACAUGAGAGAGACGAAACAGUAGAUAUUAUAAAUGACAAUGAAAAGGGGCAAAACCUUGUUCAUAGAAAGAGAGGAAAGGAAAAUCAGCAAAAAUUGGAUGAACAACACAACAAAAAAGAAGCAGGUUUUCAGCCUGUACGUGACCAUGAAUUAGAGACUGAUGUUGAUUCAAGAUGGAAUACAAAGAUCAUCUGGACAUUGGUGCCUGUUUUAUUGUCGGUGAUCUUGAUAUUGUUCUAUCUUUGCUCUACAUCGUCUGUCAUUAACAACCCCUCGGUGCUGCAGAUUUUCCAGCAUGAAAUUGAGAAUCUCAGAAGAGAUUUUCCCGAUCAGACUGAUGCUCUGUGGCUGAGAAGUCAGAAGAUACUGCAGAAACAUCUGAAUAAGUCUAAUCCGCUGGAACCUGUAACUCUCAUCCUCACCGCGGCCAGAGAUGCAGAAAUAACCUUGCGUUGCUUAAGUGAACGUUUAGCGAGGGCAUAUUCUACCUCCCUUAACGCCAGCUACAUAGUGAUUGAUGGGCCUAGUAAAGCUGCUUAUGACAGCGCCGAUGCCAAACUACAGAUCGAUAUUGCUUUGAGCUCAGCCUUUCAGUCCACGUCUCGGGCGGCUGUUUUGCAUCGAAUAGAAGAGUUACCUGCUGGCUCUUUGCUCAUUCUCUACAAAUACUGCGACCAUGAAAAUGCCGCCUUUAAGAAUGUGACCUUGAUUCUCACCGUGUUGUUGGAUAAGCCCACACUAGAUCUUGGGUUAUCUCUCACUGAAGUGGAGGAGCAAGUUCGAGACUUCCUGUGGGAAAAAUUUGCUAACUCAAAUCGUGUUGGCAACCACAAUGAGAUGAAUGGGGACAAACUGAGCGGUGUAUGGAGCCGCAUUGCUCACCUGGUCUUGCCAGUAUUGCCCAUAGAAACCAUAGAGACUAAUAAUUGCCUUGAGGACAAGACAAAACAAGGCACAAAGGUGACUGGAUAGAAGAUAAAUCUUAGGCUCUUGCACUAAUAAAUGGUGUACCCAGGCAUUGUACUUCACUACUGGUGCCUUGUGGUGCAAACCUCACCCUCAGCUGAUUAUUUCGCCUUAUUCUUGCUCCUAGAGUUUUACAUUGGUUCAUUACUUUCAAAAUGAUUGUAUGAAGGAAUUAGAAUGAAGAUCUCAUUAUUGUAAAGGACACAAGGACAUUGUGAUUCAAAUGGAGUAACUAAUUAUUAUACAUAAAGCUGGUUAAGCACUCCAUAGUCAACAAAUCAAUGAGUUAUUCGAAUUAAAGAGAGACCAAACCCACAUUUGUUCUUUUAUGAAUUAGAUAGAGCAUAGCAUUUUAAACCACUUUCCAGUUUACUUCUAUUAUCAAAUUUGCUUCAUCAUUGUGGUAUCAUUUGUUGAAGGAGCAGCAAUACACUACUGUGAGCUAGCUGAGCAUAUCGGGUGAACUGAUUUAUUUUAAAAAUAAUAAUGUAACCACUGUGCACAAGUAUACAAAUGUAUCCUCUGCCAGUUCUGUAUCAGAACCAAUUUAUUUUGCCAAAUUUUUUUCUUCACUAAUUACCCUUUUGCCUAGAACAAAAUGUCCCAGUGCAUCCUGUAAAUGUAUAUGUGGUAUGAGGAUGCAUUGUGGUUCACACAUGUGCAGUCGAUGGAAGAAAUGUGGAAACCCUAUCCUCUUCCCUUAAAGGGACAUAAUACUCAUAUGCUAAAUCACUUGUAACUGAUGCAGUAUAACUGUAAAAAGCUGACAGAAAAAUAUCACCUGAGCAUCUCUAUGUAAAAAAGGAAGAUAUUUUACCUCACAAUUUCCUCAGCUCAGCAGAGUAAGUUCUGUGUAAAAAGUUAUACUCAGCUGCAGGUAAAAAAAAUGAAAAAUUAAGAAAUGAACAGCAGCCAAUCAGCAUCAGCAGUGCUGAGGUCAUGAACUCUUUUACUGUGAUCUCAUGAGAUUUCACUUAACUCUCAUGAGAUUUCAUUGUAAACUUCCUUAAGCUGAAUAAGGAAAUAAGAUGAGAGUGCAUGUAAGCUCGCUCCUUCCUCUGUCCCGGGGCAGACAUACUUUUUUGUUUAGAAGCCCUUUACAAUGGGAUGUGGCUACUGAGAAACUUUUGAGGUUAAAUAGCUUCCUUUUUUACAUAGAGAUGUUAAGGUGAUAUUUUCUAGUCAGCUUUUUACAGCUAUACUGCAUCACUUUGAAGUGUUUCAACAUUUGGGUAUUAUGGCCCUUUAAGGUGGUUUAGAAACCCUAUCCUCUUCCCUUAAGGUGCUUUAGAAACCCUAUCCUCUUCCCUUAAGGUGGUUUAGAAACCUUAUUCUCUUCCCUUAAGGUGGUUUAGAAACCUUAUCCUCUUCCCUUAAGGUGGUUUAGAAUCCCUAUCCUCUUCCCUUAAGGUGGUUUAGAAACCUUAUCCUCUUCCCUUAAGGUGCUUUAGAAACCUUAUCCUCUUCCCUUAAGGUGCUUUAGAAACCUUAUCCUCUUCCCUUAAGGUGGUUUAGAAACCUUAUCCUCUUCCCUUAAGGUGGUUUAGAAACCUUAUCCUCUUCCCUUAAGGUGGUUUAGAAACCUUAUCCUCUUCCCUUAAGGUGGUUUAGAAACCUUAUCCUCUUCCCUUAAGGUGGUUUAGAAACCUUAUCCUCUUCCCUAUAUAUUUAUAUCUGCACUUCCAUAUGCUAAUGUUUUUAUAUGACGCAUUCAUAUCCUUACAGAUUUACAGCCUAUAGGUUCCAAAAUGCAACCUACUACCUAUAAGUCACUGUUCAAACAUAUAUUGUAGAUUUCUGUCCUAAAAUAAUUUCCACAUCUAAACCACCUAGAUUCCUCCCCCUGCUGUUGAAUACAAUUACUAAAAAUGAAUAAUCUAAUUUGGAAGGAAAUAUGGCUGAGAAGACAGUGACGGAUCUAAACGCUAGUUCAUGAGAAAAAGUCAUUACUAAUUUAAGCUUUGUCCCCCUCUGGGUGGAGUGGAACAAGCUCAAUUUUCAGAGGUAUUUUAGAGCAGAAAUAGGGAACGUAAACUAUAAAUAUAUAAGAAAAUGUUCAUUCUUUAAAGGGCCAUUCUAAUGAAAGAAUUACAUUCUCUAAUUCAUUAUAAAAUGUAAUUUUAGCACUUAUAAUGUUCCAACUCUGUGUUUAACUAUGCAAAUCUGUUAAACACAUAGUUAAAGUAGUGCUCAGGCACUGCAGAGAACUGCUGGCUCCAAGUGUAAACUACCGGUGCUGGUUAGGGCAGCAACAGUUUCUGCCCUGAAUCAGCAGUACUCUGGAUCUCAAGCGGCACUUUAAAGGGACCUAAAACCCAAACAUUUUCUUUCAUGAUUCAGAUAGAGAAUACAAUUUAAAAAAAGUUUCCAAUUUACUUCUAUUAUCAAAUUUGCUUUGUUCUUUUGUUAUUCUUUGUUGAAGGGAUGUCUAGAUAGGCAUGCACAUGUCUGGAGCGCUACAUACAUAACAGGAAAUAGUGCUGCCAUCUAGUGGAAAGAAACAAGAAAACUAAGACAUUUUUAUAGUAGAACUGAAUUGAAAAGUUGAUUCAAAUUGAAUGUUCUAUCUAAAUCAUGAAAGAAAAUGUGGGGUUUUAUGUCCCUUUAACUAUGUAUUUAACCCCUUUGCAAAGGUUAAACACAUAGAGCUGGAGGAUCGCUAGUGUUAACAUUGCAUGCACUAAAUUACAGCAUUUAAUUUUUUCAUUCAAACGGCCUAAACAUUUUUUUUUUGGAGCAUUACAUUUUGCAGUGGGCACACACGGCAAAGGUAAGGCUGUAUGUUUUACACCAUAUGGACGAGCUGUUUAUCAUCAAGUAAGGAAUAAAGAGACUGUUAUUUUUAUAUCUUGCACAGAAAAUGACUAUUAAAACAAUGCUGUACCUGACUAUGUUGUUGUUGUUUUUACAUAGAAAUAUUCUUAACAACUAUUAUAAAAAGUAAUAUAAUCACAUAUUUAUAAAAGAUGCUCUCUUUCUGUGUUGAAUCUAUUUAAUCUUAUUAAAAUACCUGCCAUUAUAAAACAAUGAAACUGUAAAUAAAUCUAUUUUAUUGGUUGAUGGUCCUGUCCUUGUAAUGUGCACAACUAAUACUGGUAUUAGUUUAAAGGGACAGUAAAGUCAAAAUUAAACUUUCAUGAUUCAGUUAGAGCAUAUCAUAUUAUACAAUUUUCCCUUUUACUUCUAACACAUCUGCUUUGUUCUUUUGGUAUCCUUUGUUGAGUAAAGCUAGGUAGGCUUGGGAGGAGCAUUGCUCGAAGUUAGCUGGUGAUUGGUGACUGCACAUGUAUGUCUCUUGUCAUUGUCUCACCAGGUGUGCUUUUCAACAAAGGAUACCAAAAGAAUGAAGUUGAUUAGCUAAUUGUAGAAAUUGGAAAGCUGAUUAAAAUUGCAUUCUCUGUCUGAAUCCGGAAAGUUUAAUUUUGACUUUAGUGUCACUUUAAAUUUAAAUUGAAACAGCUUUUAUUUUUUUAUUUUUUCAGACAACAAUGCUUACAUGCUGCUAUUUCAUGUAGAUAAUAAAACAUGAAGGACUUAGAUGCCUAACUGCUCACAUUUACUACCCUGAAGAAUUCCUCCACCUGUUGCCUUUUAUCCAACCGCGGUUUAAACCCCUUAAUAAAAACAUAGAUACAGUGUUUUGUUGGAGAGGUCAGGCAUUUAUAAAUUAUCAGCCAAACUAUUGCAGAAUAAAUAUAAUUUCUUAUUAUAAAUAAUAAAAGAUUAUCACAGAUUCAUAAUUCAAAAUGACCACACAUGACGUUAGGGACCACACCCCGUCUGUAAUGGUGACACGGGUGAGGUUAUGGGUGAACCAGUUGCAUAGGGCGAUGCAACGGUUUCACCAGUAGACCACUAAGGAGCCCCCCGUAUGGAGUCCUAUCCUCCCCUUCCCUCUCCAAAACCAAUGCAAAUAUAGGACAGUGCAUCUGAAGAAUGUUUAAAGUGACACUGAGCCCAUUUUUUUUCUUUCAUGAUUCAGAUAGAGCAUGAAAUUUUAAGCAAUUUUCUAAUUUACUCCUAAUAUCAAUUUCUCUUCAUUUUCUUGGUAUCUUUUUUUGAAAAGGCAGGAAUGUAAGCUUAGGAGCUGGCUCAUAUUUGGUUUGGCACCUGGGUAGCGCUUGCAUAAUGUAGCCACCAAUCAGCAAGAGCUACCCAGGUGCUGAACCAAAAAUGAGCCGGCUCUUAAAGGGACAUUAUACACUCAUUUUUUCUUUGCAUAAAUGUUUUGUAGAUGAUCUAUUUAUAUAGCCCAUAAAGGUUUUUUUUUUUUUUUUUUUUUUAAAUGUAUAGUUUUGCUUAUUUUUGAAUACCAUUGCUCUGAUUUUCAGACUCUUAACCAAGCCCCAAAGUUUUAUGUGAAUACCGUCAGCUACCUUCUCCAGCUUGCUCCUGUUUGUGUAAAGGGUAUUUUCAUAUGCAAAAGAAGAGGGAGGGUCUUAUUUCCCACUUGCAGUGGGCUUUCCAGCUACCUUUUCAACUGAGCUAAACUGAGAGCUUCUAAGUAAGUUUUUAAACCGUUUUAUACUGGAUUUUUAUAUCAGUAUCUGUGCAUCUUAUUCUUUAUAGUAAUGUCUAUUACAUGCAGUUAUAUGGAAAUGAGUGUAUACUGUCCCUUUAAGCUUACAUUUCUGCUUUUUCAAAUAAUGAUACUAUGAGAACGAAGAAAAAUUGAUAAUAGGAGUAAAUUAGAAAGUUUCUUAAAAUUGCUGCUCUAUCUGAAUCAUGAAAGAAAACAAUUGGGUUCAGUGUCCCUUUAAAUACUGUAGUUAUUUACAGAUAAAAAUAAACAAAUGAUUAAACAAACAAAUAGCUAAAUGUCCAGUCCUGCUGUAUGUCAGGUACCUAUCAAUGUUAGUGCCGGCACUACGGUUCCUAUAACAUUCACAAUCUGUCCAAGAAAUAAACAGAAAGAUCCCUAUUGGGCAAUGUCCAGAAUCCCUCCAAUAAGAGAGACAGAGAUAGUUCAAUUCAGUGGAUCCCUCAAUGGGAUAAGCAACAUCCAAUGUUAAAACUUGUAUAAAAUAAAAAAUAAAAAAAAUAGUGCAAUAUGUAAUGUACAAACAGUAACCCAACAUUGAUUAUAAAGUAUGUGGUUAUGUUAUUGUCUCUGGGUGUGAACUAUUACAACAGUUUGUUUGCCAGAGGCCCUGGUGUUGGAUUACUCAUCCGUAGUGUAAUUGUUUUGUAUCGCUGUGAAAUAAAGAAACCUUAUACAUUUA